Messenger RNA from Beta vulgaris subsp. vulgaris (sugar beet), 645 nucleotides. RefSeq lists its product as uncharacterized. The record is from RefSeq and is a predicted model, not a curated record. Lineage: Eukaryota; Viridiplantae; Streptophyta; Magnoliopsida; Caryophyllales; Amaranthaceae. The transcript has 2 exons. The coding region runs from base 76 to 585 and encodes 169 amino acids.
UGCAUGUUCAAAUAAUUGUGUAUUAAUUUAUUGAUUAAUCUAACAUGUACAUGGUUUCAGGUGUAGUGAUGGCAGAUGAGACAAUGCGUGAUGCAUCUGAUGAGCCCCAGAUUACUGAUGGAUGCUACGAAGAAGAAAAGUAGGCCAAGAGGUCCUACAAAAGGGAUACGUUCCAAACCCGGCAUUCAGAGAGUUCUUGCUUGGGAUGAGUGGAUACGUCCGAUUGGGCGCUAUGCUGUUGAGUACAAGAUUUAUUGUGGGGAGAUCAGUAGAAGCAAAGUGUCUAUCUUGUACGACACUUGGGAUGAUGUUCCAGAAGGCACGAAAAACACUUUGUGGGAAGAUGCUAAAAGAGAAUUUGGAAUAGAAGAAGAUGUUUUGAAGAAACGAGAUGUCUUGACUACAUGUGAUAAACGGUGGAGAGAUUUCAAGUCAAGAUUGGUGACCAGAUGGAUCACGAAAACGAGGAAGGGGCCUAACAAUGAUAGGCUACCAUACGUGAUGUAUCCUUUCAUCACACGAGAGAUAUGGGACCAGUUUGUACAAAAAUGUAGCUCUAAGGAGUUCCAGGUAUGUAAUUUAUAAUAUGAAAUUAUAUUUUCAUUACGUUCUUUAAUAUUGACUAGUUACUAAAUCCUUUAUUAG